UGGUUUUGAAACCUCGCGCAGCUCUGGUCGUCGCUCUCCUGUUUCUAUCGUACCCCCGUGUUUUUUGUAUCGAAAAUAACUGAGAGAGAGUGUGGAGAAAGGGGAAGAAAGCGUUCCUGUUUGCUUCACGUGCCUGCAGAUAAACAAAGCAAUUCAGCAAUCGAAAUACCCAAGUAUAUCGCAACAAAGCAACGUGGAAUAAUAGUGCUUCGAUUUUACUUAUUUGGUGCAUAUCAGGCGAAUUAAGGCUAACACCUAGAAAACUUUACGUUCCCACCGCAAGAUGUCGCUGCUGGUCGCCGGAAACAGUACCUCCCUUUCCGAGGAGGAACUCGACGAGUACUCCGAUGGCACCGUCAAAUUGCGCAACUCAAACAUUGAGCUCAUGGACCAGGACAUCCUAUAUCAUCUGGCGUUGGGCAGCGAGAGCCACGACCUGCAGGAGAUGUUUGGCGAUGUUAAGUUUGCCUGCAUGGGUGGAACACCCAAGCGCAUGGAGAACUUUGCCCACUUCAUCAUGAACGAGAUUGGAUACAAGUUGCCAGCUGGCACCCAACUGCAGGACAUCAGUGCCUAUUCGUACCGCUACUCGAUGUACAAAGUUGGACCCGUUCUGUGUGUCAGUCACGGCAUGGGAACGCCCUCGGUCAGCAUCCUGAUGCACGAGAUGAUCAAGCUUAUGUACCACGCCAAGUGCAAGGACCCCGUCUUCAUCAGAAUAGGCACCUGUGGAGGAAUAGGUGUCGACGGUGGUACCGUCAUCAUCACCGAGGACGCCCUCGAUGGUCAGCUGCGAAAUUCCCAUGAAUUUACCAUUCUGGGCGAGACCAUCCAUCGCCCUGCCAAGCUGGACAAGAAGCUGGCCCGCGAGCUAAAGUCCCUGUCCAGCGCCGACGAUCCAUACGAUACCAUUAUUGGCAAGACGCUGUGCACCAACGACUUUUACGAGGGUCAGGGUCGCUUGGACGGGGCUUUCUGCGAGUUCAGCGAGAACGACAAGAUGGCCUACCUGGAGAAGCUGCGCGAGAACGGGGUGGUCAAUAUCGAAAUGGAGAGUACCAUUUUCGCGGCUCUGACCCACCAUGCCGGGAUCAAGGCAGCGGUGGUUUGUGUGGCCCUGCUGAACCGCCUGAAUGGGGAUCAGGUCAACGCCCCCAAGGAGGUCAUGCACGAGUGGCAGCAGCGCCCUCAGAUCCUCGUGUCGCGCUAUAUUCGCAAGGUGCUUACACAUAAUGGGCAGCUAAAGAACCUCUUUGGGCACCAGGGAUCCAUCAAGUCGCCCCGACGCUUCAAGCUCGUCCAGCAAGAGUCUCAGGCCCACGAGUAAUCAGUGGGUCACAUCGCCAGGUUCAUUUAAUUAUUACUUCUUACUAUAUGUACGUUCCAGUAUACAAUGGUGUUACAACAUUCCCUAGUUUAGCUCUGAUUAAGUUCCUAGCUUUAUUUCUGUGUAUAUCGCCCUCAACCUCGUUAGAUAAUUUAAACCCGAUCAUAUUGUACGUAAAUUCAUUGAACUGCUAAACGCCGACAUAUGUUACCACAAAUCUUAUAUAUAUGUAUACCCAUAAUAUUUAAAAACGGUAUCACUGAAUGUGAUGUUCAAAGGUUAUCAGAAAUAAACGCUUUUGAGAUCACAAAAGAAAAAACGAAUAUAGAAAUAAAAUAAAUUGUUAAUUGUUAUGUUGCAUAUUUUAAAUGGGGCUACUCAAUAAGAAAAGGUUCAACAAUAAUAAACACUCUUAAAAUAACUA
This is a messenger RNA of Drosophila subpulchrella, 1751 nucleotides long. RefSeq names its product uridine phosphorylase 1. The record is from RefSeq and is a predicted model, not a curated record. Gene Ontology annotation, molecular function: uridine phosphorylase activity. Gene Ontology annotation, biological process: nucleotide catabolic process; uridine catabolic process. The transcript has 6 exons. NCBI's taxonomy places the organism in Eukaryota, Metazoa, Arthropoda, Insecta, Diptera, Drosophilidae. Gene Ontology annotation, cellular component: cytoplasm; cytosol. Bases 284 to 1327 code for a protein of 347 amino acids.